AGGCUGGAGCUUUCACAGAGCGAUUUGCUUUUGAAGGAAUUACCUAUACUGUGGAUUAAUGAUCGACUCGGAUCAGGUCUUUUAUUGCACCCAGGAUGUAUGUGCGACGACAAAAGGAACACGCCUGGAUUCACAUUGUUACGCUGCUUUGUCUUUGCGACUGGUCUGUCUCUCAGUUAUCUUACUCCAUCUCCGAGGAGGUGAACAAAGGCACCGUGGUGGGGAAUAUCGCAAAGGAUUUGAACAUCAAUGUCCAAGAUCUAGAGAACAGAGACCUCCAAAUUGUAUCGGGUUACAGUAAGAAAUAUUUUGAUGUGAAUUUGCGGGCCGGGAACCUCUUUGUUGACGACAGAAUAGACAGAGAGGAGUUUUGUCCUAACACGGUAAAAUGCUCCUUGAAAUUACAGGCCGUUUUAAACAAUCCAAUGACUGCACAUCGUAUUGAAGUUAAUGUUGUAGAUAUAAAUGAUAACUCGCCUGUUUUCACUGAACACUCGCAUUUAUUUAAUAUCUCAGAAUCAGUGUCACCGGGAGAGCGAUAUUUUCUGCCAAUAGCGGAAGAUGCAGACAUAGGCAGCAACUCGGUAAAGAGCUACAAGCUGAGCCAGAAUGAAUAUUUCGCUCUUGAUGUGCAGAGCGGUGGAGAACACGGUGUGUCUGCUGAGUUGGUGCUGCAGAAAGCUUUAGACAGAGAGAAACAGCCAGUAAUCAAACUCCUCCUGACAGCUGUGGAUGGAGGAAAACCUCCGAGAUCGGGUACAUUGCAGUUAACUGUGAAUGUUAUAGAUGUUAAUGACAAUACACCAGUGUUUAGUAAAUCUCUUUACAAGGCGCGUGUCAAUGAAAAUGCCACCCCCGGAACACUCGUUAUUAAGUUAAAUGCAACCGAUUUAGACGAAGGCAUGAACAGUAAGAUCCUGUAUUCUUUUAUCAAAAGAGGAAAUGCGAAUCCAUCAAAUAUGUUUGAUCUUAAUUCAGAAACAGGAGAAAUCACUGUGAAGGGAACAUUAGACUAUGAAGAGACGCCUGCUUAUGAGGUCAGAGUUCAAGCAAUGGAUCAGGGUAUUUCCCCUCGUAGUGCAUAUGCAAAACUGCUGACAGAGAUAAUUGAUGUGAAUGACAAUGCCCCAGAAAUAUCUGUGACGUCACUCAUGACCCCAGUUAAAGAAGACGCAGAACUGGGGACAAUAGUUGCUUUGGUUACAGUCAGUGAUAAAGAUGGAGGGAACAAUGGUGUAACUAACUGUAAGGUAGUUGGGUCUGUUCCCUUUAAACUCAAGUCCAACUACAAAAAUGACUAUUCAUUAGUCGUAGAUGGACCACUGGACAGAGAAAACACUUCUCUUUACAAUGUCACUAUUACAGCCACAGAUGAGGGAAGUCCACCUCUGUCCAGUAUCAGGGUCAUUACUGUUCAUGUUUCUGAUGUCAAUGAUAAUGCACCUCGCUUCAUGGAGCCUGUGAUCAAUGUUUAUGUUAAAGAGAACAGUCCUGUUGUCAUCUUUCUGCUCAGCCUCAUCAGUUUAAUAGCUGUCAAAUGCCACAGGACAGACGGCACUUUCAGCAGGUACAGCGCCCCAAUGAUCACCACCCACCCUGACGGGAGCUGGUCUUACUCCAAAGCUACUCAGCAGUAUGACGUGUGUUUCAGCUCAGACACACUCAAGAGUGACGUAGUGGUUUUCCCCGCACCGUUUCCGCCUGUUGAUGCUGAGCUGAUCAGUAUUAAUGGAGGAGACACUUUUACCAGAACCCAGACUUUACCCAACAAAGAAAAGUUAUCUUACUCCAUCUCCGAGGAGGUGAACAAAGGCACCGUGGUGGGGAAUAUCGCAAAGGACUUAAACCUCAAUGUCCAAGAUCUGGAGAAUAGAGACCUCCAAAUUGUAUCGGGUUACAGUAAGAAAUAUUUUGAUGUGAAUUUGCGGACCGGGAACCUCUUUGUUGACGACAGAAUAGACAGAGAGGAGUUUUGUCCUAACACGUUUAAAGUUCAGGCCACAGACUCUGGUGUUCCUCCGCUCAGCAGCAAUGUGACUGUCAACGUUUUAAUCCUGGAUGAAAAUGACAAUAAUCCAACAAUUCUCGCGCCAUAUUCUGAGCACGGCUCCGUUAACAGUGAGAGCAUCCCCUAUUCUGCUGAAGCGGGAUACUUUGUGGCAAAGAUCAGGGCUGUAGACGCAGACUCUGGAUACAAUGCGCUGCUCUCUUAUCACCUCUCUGAGCCCAAAGGAAACAACCUCUUCCGCAUCGGAACCAGCACCGGAGAAAUCAGGACUAAGAGGAGAAUGAGUGACAAUGACCUGAAAACUCACCCCUUGGUGGUGUUGGUGUCUGAUAACGGAGAACCCUCCCUGUCAGCUACUGUGUCUAUUGAGGUGGUGGUGGUUGAGAGCACAGCUGACAUCCAGACUCAGUUCAGACAUGUGCCCAUAAAGGAGGACAGCUUCUCUGCGCUGAACCUCUAUCUGCUGAUCGCCAUUGUGUCGGUGUCAGUCAUCUUUCUGCUCAGCCUCAUCAGUUUAAUAGCUGUCAAAUGCCACAGGACAGACGGCACUUUCAGCAGGUACAGCGCCCCAAUGAUCACCACCCACCCUGACGGGAGCUGGUCUUACUCCAAAGCUACUCAGCAGUAUGACGUGUGUUUCAGCUCAGACACACUCAAGAGUGACGUAGUGGUUUUCCCCGCACCGUUUCCGCCUGUAGAUGCUGAGCUGAUCAGUAUAAAUGGAGGAGACACUUUUACCAGAACUCAGACUUUACCCAACAAAGAAAAGGUAAGAACAUAA
Messenger RNA from Epinephelus lanceolatus (giant grouper), 2789 nucleotides. NCBI's taxonomy places the organism in Eukaryota, Metazoa, Chordata, Actinopteri, Perciformes, Serranidae. The record is from RefSeq and is a predicted model, not a curated record.